AGCUCUCCUCUCCCUUCGCGUUUCCUCAUUCACAUCCGUGAGCGGUAGGUAGGCGAUAGAUUACUUUCACACAGGACUAGUAGGAGUCGUUGGACUAGGAGGCAGGACCGACUCGCUCGCUCUCACGAGAGGCUGUGUGUGGCUGCCAAGCAACAUUUUACCAAGACUGCCCCCCCGCUCUCCUGGCUUGGCGGGGAUACCGGGGAUGCGGACAGGGACGAUGAUCGGGGGUACGGCGGGACUGAAGUGGCUCUCCUGUUGGAUUCUGAUGUCAGCGAUGUGUUUCCACCACGCAGCAGCACAAGAUGACGUUCCCCCCUACUUUAAGAUGGUGCCGGUGCAGACCCAGGUUCACCUGGAGCGUAACAGGCUGGUUCUUACCUGUAUGGCUGAGGGCAGCUGGCCUCUGGAGUUUAAAUGGCUCUACAAUGCCACUGAGCUCACACGCUUCUCUCUGGAGUACAGGUACCUGAUCCCGUCUCUGGACCGCUCCCAUGCUGGUUUCUACAGAUGCAUCGUUAGAAACAGAGUAGGAGCCAUCAUGCAGAGCAGCACUGAAGUACAGGUCGCCUAUAUGGGUGAUUUUGUGGAGGGGGAGCGUUCCCAGACUGUGUCCCAGGGAGAGGCUGCUCUAAUCCAGGCUCCACGCAUCCACAGCUUCCCACGACCACAGAUUACCUGGUUCAGGGACGGACGCAAGAUACCCGCCAGCAGUCGCAUAGCCAUCACCCUGGACAACACGCUGGUCAUCCUGUCCGGUGUGGCCCCUGAUGCUGGACGGUACUACACCCAGGCUGUCAACGACAAGAACGGAGAGAACAAAACCAGCCAGCCUAUCAUACUGACUGUGGAGAAUGUGGGGGGGCCUGCGGACCCCAUCACCCCCACCAUCAUCAUCCCUCCCAAGAACACCAGUGUGACCGCGGGGAGGAAUGAUGUCAUUAUGGAGUGUGUGGCCAAUGCUAGACCUCUGAUCAAGAUGGUUUUAAUCUGGCGUAAGGAUGGUGUUGUGGUCAGUACAGGGAUACGUGACUUUGGCCGCAGGCUGACCAUCAGCCUCCCAGCGGUCAGCGACAGUGGUUACUAUGAAUGUGAGGCCGCCCUCCGCAGCAGCAGUGUGCCACCGGUCAACGCAGGGGCCUACCUACAUGUUCUAGACCAUCCCCAGUUUGUGAAGGAGCCUGUCCAACACAUCAGUGCAGAGAUGGAGAAGGUGGUGGAUAUCCCCUGCCAGGCACGAGGAGUCCCCCAGCCAGAUAUAGUGUGGUAUAAGGAUGCUGUGGUCAUCAGUCCAGUGAAGAUGCCCAGGUACAGGGUGUUAGUGGGGGGCAGUCUCCAGAUCAAUGGCCUGUUACCUGACGAUACAGGGAUGUUCCAAUGCUUCGCCCGCAACCUGGCUGGAGAGAUACAGACCAACACCUACCUUGCUGUCACCAGUAUUGCCCCCAACAUCACGGCAGGUCCAGCUGACAGUGCGGUAAUUGACGGCAUGUCAGUCAUCCUUCACUGUGAGACCAGCGGAGCCCCCCGACCAGCUAUCACCUGGCAGAAAGGUGAGCGUGUGUUGGCCAGUGGUUCUGUCCAGCUACCCAGGUUCACCCUGCUGGAGUCAGGCAGUCUACUGGUCUCCCCCGCUCACCUUCAUGAUGCUGGGACUUAUACCUGCAUGGCCAGCAACUCCAGAGGCAUAGACGAGGCUGCCGCAGAUCUAGUGGUGUGGGCACGGACCCGCAUCACCAAGCCACCUGCGGACCAGAGUGUCAUCAAGGGGACUAAGGCUGUCAUGUCCUGUGGGGUGACCCAUGACCCCAGUGUGUCUGUCAGGUAUGUUUGGGAGAAGAGUGGUUCUGUGGUGGAUGUGAGCACCUCUCCCCGGCUCCGUCUGGACCCUGACGGGACCCUGCACCUCUCCCAGACCUGGUCAGGUGACAUCGGGACAUAUACCUGUAGAGUCACCUCUGUAGGGGGCAACGACUCACGCAGCGCUCACCUCAGAGUCAGGCAGCUUCCCCAUGCUCCAGAGAUCCCCGGUGCAGCUCUGAGCCAGGUAGAGAAGAGGGCCAUCAACCUGACCUGGGCUCAGGCCUUCGAUGGGAACAGCCCACUGAUCCGAUACAUCCUGGAGGUCUCAGAGAACAAUGCCCCGUGGACAGUGCUCCUGGCCAAUAUUGAACCGGAGUCGACCGGGGUGACCGUGGGUGGUUUGAUCCCAGCACGGUCCUACCAGUUCAGGCUGUGUGCGGUCAACGACGUGGGCAGGGGCCAGUUCAGCAAGGAGACUGACCGACUCUCUCUACCAGAAGAGCCUCCCAGUGCACCUCCUCAGACGGUGAUCGCCAGUGGUCGUACAAACCAGUCCAUCAUGAUCCAGUGGCAACCACCCCCGGAGAGCCACCAGAAUGGACCACUCCAGGGAUACAUCAUCAGGUACUGUCUGUCAGGUCUACCAGUGGACUGUCAGAUGAAGAACAUCACGAGGCCAGACCAGACUAACCUACUCCUGGAGGAGCUCAUCAUCUGGACUAACUAUGAGAUUGAGGUGGCAGCUUACAACAGGGCUGGGAGGGGUACCUACAGCCACAAGGUUACAGAGUGGACCCUGCAGGGAGUCCCCACUGUCUCACCAGGCAAUGUCCAGGCUGAGCCAUUCAACUCCACCACAGUCAGGUUGACCUGGACAGCUCCUAGGCCCCAGUUCAUCAACGGCAUCAACCAGGGAUACAAGCUGUUGGCGUGGGAGGCGGGUCACGAGGAGGAUGUUACCAUGGUUACAGUGAGACCUAACUUCCAGGACAGUGUGCAUGUGGGCUACGUGACGGGACUGAAGAAGUUCACAGAGUACUACACAUCUGUCCUGUGUUUCACUACACCUGGAGACGGCCCCCGCAGCCCGCCUCAGAGACUACGCACUCACGAAGACACGCCUGGUGCCGUUGGUCACCUGAGCUUUACAGAGAUCCUGGACACAUCUCUGAAGGUCAGCUGGAAAGACCCCAACGAGAAGAACGGCGUCCUCACAGGCUACCGUAUCUCGUGGGAGGAGUUUAACCGGACCAACACCCGGGUCACCCACUACCUCCCUAACCUGACCCAGGAGUACCGGGUCACCGGGCUGACUGCCCUCACCACCUACACCAUCCAGGUGGCUGGGAUGACCUCCAAGGGACAGGGUCAACUGUCUUCUUCUACUAUAUCAUCUGGAGUACCCCCAGAGAUGCCGGGCCCCCCCACCAACAUAGCCAUCUCCAACAUCGGCCCCUGCUCUGUGGCCCUGCAGUUUAAACCUGGCUACGACGGCAAGACAUCCAUCUCACGCUGGCAGGUCGAGGCACAGAUUGGUAUAAUCGGGGAGAAUGAGGAGUGGGUGAUGGUCCAUCAGUUGCCCAACGAGCCUGAUGCCCGCUCCCUGGAGGUCCUGGACCUGAACCCCUACACCUCCUACAGGUUCCGCAUGCGCCAGGUGAACAUAGUGGGGACCAGUCCUCCCAGCCAGCCCUCCAGGAAGAUCCAGACCCUGCAGGCACCUCCAGAUAUCUCCCCCUACAACGUUACCCUCCGAACAGCCUCAGAGACCAGCCUCUGGCUCCGAUGGGUGCCUCUUCCAGAGUGGGAGUACAAUGGGGACCAGGAGUUGGUGGGUUACCGGGUGCAGUACUCCAGAGCGCCAUCUAAGGGAGGGGUCCUAUCCCAUGUCAUCAGUGACCGGCUGGAGAGGGAGUUUACCAUCGAGGACCUGGAGGAGUGGACAGAGUACGAGGUCAGGGUUCAGGCCAUCAAUGGCAUGGGGUCUGGGCCCUGGAGCCAGCCUGUCCACGGGAGGACCAGGGAGUCUGUGCCGUCCUGUGGUCCAUCCAAUGUGUCAGCCUUGGCCACGACCUCCAGUAGCAUCCUGGUCCGCUGGGGGGAAGUCCCUCAGACUGACCGCAACGGACUCAUCCUGGGAUACAAGGUUGUGUAUAAGGAGAAGGGUUCAGACUCUGUCCCUCAGUACUGGGAGGUGGAGGGGAACACCAGUCACAGUGUUCAGUUGAGUGGUCUGGGGAAGUAUGUCCUGUAUGAGAUCCAGGUCCUGGCCUUCACACGGAUAGGAGACGGCAGGAGCAGCAAGCCAUCCAUCCUGGAGAGGACCCUGGACGAUGUCCCAGGUCCUCCAGUGGGCAUCCUGUUCCCAGAGGUGAGGACCGGCUCAGUCAGGCUCAUCUGGCAGCCUCCUGCCCAGCCCAACGGCAUCAUCCUGGCCUAUCAGAUCACACACAGACGGAACUCCUCCAAUAGCAACGCUGCCACUGUGGACGUGCUGAGUCCCAGUGCGCGACAGUAUACAGCAUCUGGACUGCAACCAGAGGCCGUCUAUGUGUUCCGCCUCACCGCUCAGACACGCAAGGGCUGGGGGGAGGCUGUAGAAGCCCUGGUGGUCACUACAGAGAAGAGAGCGCGGCCCCAGCCAGCCAGCCGUCCCACAGUGCCCCAGGAGGACGUGCAGGCGCGCAGCGUGAUGUUGUCAUGGGAACCAGGUAGCGACGGCUUGGCACCUGUCCGUUACUACACAGUGCAGUACAGAGAGCUACCAGACAGUAACUGGACUGUCCACUCUGCAUCGGUCAACCACGAGGCAAGCUCCUACAUAGUGGACAGCCUCAAGCCGUUCACCUCGUACCGGUUCAGAGUGAAAGCCACCAACGACAUCGGGGACAGUGAGUACAGCCAGGAGAGUGAGGCUACCACCACCCUACAGGACGCCCCAGACAAAGCUCCCACAAUCCUCUCUGUUACACCCCACACCACCACAUCGGUGCUGGUCCGAUGGGAGCCGCCUGCUGAGGAGCAGAUAAACGGGGUACUGCUGGGGUUCAGGGUACGUUACCGGGAGUUACAAUAUGACCGCCUCCGUAGCUUCACCGUACGAACCAUCAACAGCCCCGCCUCCAACUGGGCCGAGCUCACCGCCCCCUACAGUGUGAGGAACCUGAGCGAGUCCUCUCUCACCCGGUACGAGCUCGAUAAUUUGAGUAAACACAAGCGUUAUGAGAUCCGUCUGAGUGUGUACAACGCCGUGGGGGAGGGGCCUACCAGCACGCCACAGGAAGUGUUUGUGGGAGAGGCAGUCCCAACAGCCCCACCCCAAACUGUGACCAUCCAAUCAUCAACAGCAACCCAGCUGGAUGUCACAUGGGACCCGCCCCCUCUAGACGCUCAGAAUGGAGACAUACAGGGGUACAAGAUCUACUUCUGGGAGUUCCAUCUGAAGAAUGAGACAGAGAGGCUGCGUACCAUGUUCCUCCCAGAGCUAGGGGUCAAGAUUAAGAACCUGACUGGCUACACCACAUACAUGAUCAGUGUAGCAGCCUUCAACGCAGCAGGGGACGGGCCCCGGAGUCCCCCGACCAGGGGCCGAACUCAACAGGCCGCCCCCAGUAGACCCAGCUUCAUCCACUUCAGUGAACUGACCACUACGUCAGUCAACAUGUCCUGGGGAGAGCCACACCAGGCCAACGGCAUCAUCGAGGGCUACCGCCUGGUCUACGAGCCCUGCACACCUGUCGAUGGUGUUAGUAAGAUAGUCACAGUGGACGUGAAGGGCAGCACCCCCCUGUGGAUGAAGAUUAAGGACCUGGCUGACGGGGUGACCUAUAACUUCAGGAUCCGGGCCAAGACACUCACCUACGGGCCGGAGGUGGAGGCUAACAUCACUACCGGACCAGGAGAAGGAGCCCCAGGCCCUCCAGGUGAACCCUUCAUCUCCCGGUACGGCACAGCCCUCACCCUACACUGGACCAGUGGAGACCCAGGCCGAGCUCCCAUCACACGCUACGUCAUCGAGGCCAGGCCCUCUGAUGAAGGACUGUGGGAUAUCCUCAUCAAAGACAUUCCAAAGGAAGUGACAUCAUACACGCUGAACCUGGACAUGCUGAGAGAAGGGGUUACUUAUGACUUCCGGGUCAUUGGGGUCAACGGCUACGGCUACGGCUCCCCCAGUGCUCCUUCACCCUCUAUCUCUGCCCAGAAAGUGUCUCCCUUCUAUGAAGAGUGGUGGUUCCUGGUGGUCAUCGCUCUGGUGGGCCUAAUCUUCAUCCUCCUCCUCGUCUUCAUCCUUAUCAUCAGGGGCCAGAGUAAGAAGUACACCAAGAAUGCUGACUCAGGGAGCCACAGUAACAGCACCUCCCUGCCCCUGUCCCAUGGGGAGAUGGUCAGGCUGGACGAGGGCCGUUUCCCCGCCCUGGAACUCAACAACAGACGCCUGUCAGUCAAGAACUCCUUCUGCCGCAAGAACGGCAUCUACACACGGUCUCCCCCGAGGCCCAGUCCAGGCAGUCUCCACUACUCCGAUGAAGAUGUCAGUACCAAAUACAACGAUCUGAUCCCUGCAGAGAACAGCAGCCUGACUGAGAAGCACUCUGAGAUAUCAGACUCACAGGGCAGCGACAGCGAGUACGAGGUGGAUCAGAACCGGGGCGGGCAGCAGAAGACCCACUCCUUUGUCAACCACUACAUCAGUGACCCCACCUACUAUAACUCCUGGCGCCGCCAGCAGAAGGGCGUCUCCCGCCCCCCGGCCUACGGAUACGCCCAGCCAGAGCUGCUGCACCCCCAUCCCCUGGCCGAGCAGGACCCCAUCCAGCCCACCACCACCCCGAGACACCCUCCACCCCUGCCCCCACUACCCCCCCUGCUGCCCCGGGACCUCUCCCCAUCCCCCAAGUCCCAGGGGCUCCAUAGCCAAGGGGGUGUCAUCCAGGGUCUGCCACCCCAGGGUCAGGGCACACUAUUCAGGCCGAAGGGCAGCCGGACUCCCACUCCCUCGCUGCUGUCCUGUUCUCUGUCUGAACCCCCCAGCCAGCACGGGACCAUCCUGUACAGCAGUAGGCCUCCAACCAGCCUGGGCUGUUCCUCCACGCAGCAGCCUCCUACCGCGGGCUUCUCCUCUUUCGUUUGACCCACGUUUAACACACUGCUCCCAGUAGGAACAGAUAUUCCCAGAGGUCUCUUUUAGCCCUCAUUCACACUAUAGGGCUGACCCUGAGCCCUACUGGGCUGGCUAGACCUCAUUCACACUAUAGGGUCGACCCUGAGCCGUACUGGGCUGGCUUGGAUAGUUUAUUUUCACAUGAUCCUUUCCAGCAUGGUUCCAGCUACUAUAGUGGAUGUGUAACCAGGCCAGCGCCGUACAGCUCGGUUUGGCUCAUAGUGAAAAGGGGAUUGUUUUGUUGUAGUUGGUUUUACUCUGCUUGUCUCUUAAUGAAGACGAUUCUUAAAGGUGUUCUCUCGAAAUUAUAGUAAACAUUACAGGCAUCUUGGAUAGUAUUUUCACUCUCCCGUGUGUGUGUGUGUGUGUGUGUGUGUGUGUGUGUGUGUGUGUGUGUGUGUGUGUGUGUGUGUGUGUGUGUGUGAGAGUUUAAUUUCUUAAAAUAAGACAAUUGUUAAGAAUGUUUAUGUUGCUUGGCACAUUAAUAAUAUUAUUUUACAACAUGACAGUCACGACACCCAAACAAGGAGAUUACUAUUUAAAGUGCAGCCUAUAUGAACAAGAGAACAGUACUGCAUCACAAAGGAUCAAUCAUUGGACUAUGGACUAUGGCUUACAGAGAAUGACAGAAAAUACCAUUAAAGGGAAAAAGACUCAAUGUGGGCUAGAAAUAUGAACCAAGGAUGAACGUAAGAGACAACUGUGACAUGAGGAAUGACAUUUGGUAGCACAACUCUCAAUCAGCUACAACGGCUUCAACACCUUUGAUGUUCUUCUCACUUAAACCCAAAACAUUGUUGCUAUUACAUAUGUAUGUAUGUGAUAUGUAUAUGUCUUCAUUUUGUUGAACAGAUAUGUAUUUCUUAAUGGUAUCUAUCAAUCAGCUAAAAUGCAUAACAUUUUCAGACCACCACCACCACUGUCAUGGUAAUGUUAUCAAUCACAUUAAAAAGCAUUGUGUAAUGUUAUCAAUCACAUUAAAAAGCAUUGUGGCACCUUUAUAUCAUUGUGAUGGAUGUAUUGAUCACUUUACUCUGCAGUCUGAGUGCUUCAGACUAUACGGUCUACUUAAAACAAAUGGUAGCCGACCGAGAGAGACGUUUCCAUGCAUAGUGUUUCAGUACUAAAUCAGAACUGCUCUGUUUCAGUGAUGAAAUCACUACUCAUUAUAUUCCCCAUAGCUUACUGUUUCAGUACUGUUUCAUUACUCGGGACACCAGGCUUUUUUGCUAGCAUUCCACUUCUUGGCAGUCAUGUCAUUUGCCUAAGACAAGGAAUGGAAUGUAAUAUCUGAACAGAGACGGCAACCAGGCUACUGAAUCAUUACUGUGUUUCUUUAUUUUGUUAGUUUUUAAACUUGUCAUUUAUAGGUAACCAAUCAGACCGCUUGGUCACUAUGACAUCAUGUCGCUUGAAACCAAUGGCAGCCCAGAGAAAGCUUUUUCCGUGCAUAGUGUUCCAGUACUUGAAACAUGCAAUUCAAAGGUUGCAUACUAUAGGUCCUCCAAGACGUAUGAUAAGUUACGUCAUCCAAUUCCGAUGCCAUUGUAUGCCCGCUAUUCCAUUCAUAAUGUAACCUAACGUAACGUAACGUAGCAUACUAAAUGGAUUGUCACAGAUUUACAUACAGAAUAAUACGAAUUGCCCUGAGACCACGUUGAAUCAUCACUCUGUUUCAGUUAUGAAAUCUCUACUCUGUUUCAGUUCAUUAUCAUACAUAGCGUACUAUUUCAGUACUGAAUCACUAGUCUGUUUCGUCACGCUGUUAACCAUCAGCCCUGUUGGUACCUAUGGCAUCCUGUUGCUUGCAGUUACACCAGUCACUGUACGGUACAUGAUCAACAAACGUAGGCCUAGUCAUCUAAUGUAGUUAGUACAACUCUAUUCGGAGGACAUCAUGCUAACAAAUGUCUCAAGUCUACUAGCUGUUUCAGAAUGAGCUGAGUGGUUGUUUGGAAGCCAGAGCGUUAUACACAUGCCUCAGCUACAGUCGGUUAAGCUACAGCCUACUUAUCAAUGACCUUCUACAGUAAACCCCUGAGUCCCUCUCUACCAGUCAUACCAUGUGAAUCUCCCCCCUUCCCUUGCAGGUGGUGCGUUAGGAAAACACAUGACAUAUGACCUGUCUAUGUGUCAGGCAGAAGGAUUUUCUUCUGUGAGUUGACAUACAGCGGAUGUUUCCAGAGAUCUAUCAAUACAAUACAGAGUACCACUUGGUGGACAUUUCUUAUUUUUAUUAGUGACUGCUUCAUUCGUGUUCAUAGAAUAGGUACAAUGUGCCACCAAGGGUUGCUGAAUAUCUUCUCAUCAUUACCAUGGUUACACACAGAGCAACAGUGUUGCAUGGUUUAGCAGUAGAUAACACCUGUUGAUUUAUAUAUGCCUAUAUUACUAAGGAUCCUUAUGAGAGGUUAUGUGUUGCAUAUGUCACUAAGGAUCCUUAUGAGAGGUUAUGUGUUGCAUAUGUCACUAAGGAUCCUUAUGAGAGGUUAUGUGUUGAAUAUGUCACUAAGGAUCCUUAUGAGAGGUUGUGUGUUGCAUAUGUCACUAAGGAUCCUUAUGAGAGGUUAUGUGUUGCAUAUGUCACUAAGGAUCCUUAUGAGAGGUUAUGUGUUGCAUAUGUCACUAAGGAUCCUUAUGAGAGGUUGUGUGUUGCAUAUGUCACUAAGGUUGUGUCAUAAGUAACUUUCCUAUCCAUUUAGCCUAUAAUGAAGGACUCCAAGGUGACUGUCAUUUGGAGAUUCAAUAUGUCUGAUAUGACUGCUUAUAGCUACAGUACAUUCCUCUGCAACUGCAUAAUGUUGAAUGUGGGUUUUUUAACACUUUACAAUAUGAUUUAGGCUUAAUUUCAUGUAUACAUGCAGAUAAAUACCCACAUUUGUUGCAUUAUAAUUUUCAUUUGACCAAAGUAUUAUGGGACAUUUCUAACUGGAUGGAAACCAUUGGAAGAAGGCACCAGAUCACAUUCAAGGUCCAUAAGGACACUAAUAUCACCUGUGUUGUUGUGUGGUGAAACUCACUGUACACAUCAUAACCACAUGAUCAUGGUACUAUU
Coregonus clupeaformis (lake whitefish) is the source of this 10019-nucleotide messenger RNA. Its product is annotated as protein sidekick-2-like. The transcript has 45 exons. Lineage: Eukaryota; Metazoa; Chordata; Actinopteri; Salmoniformes; Salmonidae. Bases 206 to 6934 code for a protein of 2242 amino acids. Gene Ontology annotation, molecular function: protein binding. The record is from RefSeq and is a predicted model, not a curated record.